AGAGGGCUAGCGGCGCGGAGGCGACUGGGAGCGCAGCGCGGCGCGUGCGCGGGCACCAGCGGACGAGUCUGCCUCCGGCUCAGGCGGCGGCGGGCGCGCGCUGCGGCGGGUGUGCGAGGCGCGGGUUGUUGUGCUGCCGGCUCUCCUUUCCCCUCCUUGGCGGGCGGAGGAGGCCGAGGCGGUGCUGGGCGCGCUCUCCCCGUCCUUCCGUGCUCGUCCUGUCGCGCCUCGCGGACUCUCGGACGGCCAGCCUGUCCCCGGCCCGGAAUAAUUCUUCCAAAUGGCUCGUGGACAGCAGAAGAUUCAGUCUCAGCAGAAAAAUGCCAAAAAGCAGGCUGGACAAAAGAAGAAACAAGGUCAUGACCAGAAGGCUGCUGCCAAAGCUGCCUUAAUCUAUACCUGCACAGUCUGUAGGACACAAAUGCCAGACCCUAAGACCUUCAAGCAGCACUUUGAAAGUAAACAUCCCAAGACUCCACUUCCUCCAGAAUUGGCUGAUGUUCAGGCAUAAAGUUGUUUACAGGUGAAUUCAUGACACCUUGACUCUCCUACUGUCUCAGACCUUAGGUAACAAACCUGCAGCUGCUUUUUUAAACAAACUGUUGAUCAGCAAAAAUAAAGGGGCUACAGAAACACUCAUUUUUACACUGUUCCCUUUUGGGCUUCAUGGAAAGACAGUUCUGUGUAAAUGUACAGUUGACUCUGAUUUGGAAAUCUGAAAAAUCAGUCCAUCCUUGUUAUAAAAAUUUUUUUACAAUUGUAAUUAUAUUGAUGUUCAUAUUGUGUAAAAUAACUCAUUUAAUAAAGUAGUGCUUUGAUUUUACAAACAUCACAGGAUAAAUGGGUCUAGAAAUUCUGUUCUAACUUUCCUUAUUAUUUGCCUUAUAAUAAAAAUGAAUUGAUCAGCUAGAAUUGCAAGAGCAAUCUUUAUCUCCCUUUCUUAGUUGGUGGCAGGUUUGUUAAACUAGAGUAGACUCAUUCAUUAAGUCCUGCACAUGACUUCAUUGGCAGCUGAUCUAGGUUGAAGAGAGGCUUAUCCGCUGCUUUGGUGUCUUUGCAGUUAUGUGUCAUUGCCCACUUCUGAUUGUUACCUGUGUUUGAAGUUGGAAGCUCAAUGAGUUGACUCUACCUGCCAGCCAGGAAUGCACUGUAAAUAAUUGAUAAAUUAAUAAAAGUGAUUGGAUUGUCAGGGAGCCCUUCUGAAAGAUUAGGUUCUGAAGUAUAUGCCAUAAUGAAAUGGGCACUAGAUCUAUUUAAGCCAAAAUAUGAUGGAACAGUUGUGAACUGUAUCUUAUAAUGAGCUCUUUGCAAAUUGUUCAAGUUCUUUAAUUGGGAAUUGAACCAUAUUUUUUACAGUUUUUGGAAGUUAUUUAGCUAAUUUUAUGAAUGGAUUUUACGUUUAACAGAAAGAUUGGAAUGACCUGUAGCUGGUUAAUUCCCAGAACAUUCUCCCUUUUUAAAGUAUAAUCAUGGUUUUAGGAAUUUACUUAGUGCUGGUUUCUAAAAUCAAAGACUAUGUGUACAGUUUGACUUCUAUCUGAACUAAGAAAGUAUUAAAAUAGGCCAGUAUUCACAUUCUCUUGGCUUGUAAGAAUGGAGAAGUGGCUUUUGUUCAGUUGGAUAAGAUAAAUUCUGCCCAAUAAAGGAAGGCUAGUGUUCUAGUUUUGUUAACUGUUGUACAAGUGAAACUGCUAUAACUCAGUUUAAAAGUUAACAGACUAGGAAGAACACUAAAAUAAGUCCUGAUAACGACUAGAGCAGAGUAUUUGAUCCUGUGGAUGACAAAUGCAUUCCCUCUUGCUGUAACUUAUCACUGCAUCUGUUCUGUAGCUUUGCCUGUGCCGACCACCUCAUUUGUCUGCACUAAGUGUGAAGUGAGAUGCUUGUAAGGAAAAGCUCAGUGCUCACAGCUCACAGCAAAUCCCGAGACCUUUUCACUUGAAAGAGAGCCCUUUUGUUUCGUGUAUUUCAUUGCCUAGGUUUCACAUUUGAUACUCCUUUCCUAAUAUGUUGAUAACUAGAAUAUUGGAAUUUUACCAGAUUUCUUGUGGAUUUUGCAGAAGUUCUAGUUGAAUUGCAAUUUAAAGGUUUUUGAAAGUGCUUUGAGCAUAUGUAUGUUUAUUUUUAGUAACAUUUAAAGCCCAUUCAUAAGUUCUGGUUUAGUUUUUUUGCUUUUUUUUUUUUCCUCCCAUUUUACUGACUGUAAUUCAGAAAAAUAAAAAACUUUUGCUCUGUAUUUAACUAUUUUAUGAGCAGCUGAAGAAGGCACCAUAUUUAACUCUGUAUCUCAGUGAUAGGAAAAUAGUUGAUCUUCAUUCUUAACAUGGAGAUAAUCAGUACAGUCCUUAAAAUCUGCUAUAAGGAGAAAAUUAUAAGUCUCAAACACCUUUGUUAUUUAAUUUGAAGAUUCUUCAACAGAUCACAGAAAAGUUUGUUUAUAAACUAUUAUGUGUCUUCAAAGACUUGACAUAAAAUAGCCGGAGAGGAAUUGGUUUGUUUGUAUUCUGUAUUUACGUUAGUUGUCAAAGGGAAUGGCAGCAAGACUCCACUUGUUUCCAUUCUCUUCAUGUGGCUGUACAUCCUGUGUUCAACGGACACAUGUGGGGGCCUCACUUGUGUGCUGUAAUGUCUUAUUAAAGAAGAUGUUAAAGAAACUAAGCUAGUCUAAUUUCUUCGUUUAAGAGGUUUGUUUAGUGCCUCCCUCUCUCCCAGCCCCCUUCUGAAUUAAGAAUUGUCUCCCAGCAUAGCUUGGUAGUUGGGAGGGUGGAAAGUGAUUUCUUUAAUUUUUUCAUUGUUUCCCCUGUGUUUGACUAUUUUGGGUCUGUAAAAUACUUAGGAAUGAACAGAAAAUGUUUAUCAUCUGAAAUCUUGCUGUAUGCAAUAAAUGAGUUAUUGAAAGGAGGAAAUAAUUGAUGUUAAAAUGCUAAAACAAAAAUGUGAUUUGGCCAGUUACUUGACUGUGUUAAGCCCUUAAUGACACCAAGAUUGGAGGUAACACUUUGGAGGUUGUAUUAAAGAUAUUUCAUAAGUAUCACAAUACAAUUCACACUUGAGAUAUAGCAUGAACUAUAAUAUAAUACUUAACACUACUGUUUACUCCUAGAGCCCCCCUUGGUGUUCAUUUUUAUUUACAUAUGUACUCUACCUGUUUGAAAUUGUGACUGCUAUAAUAAAGUCCUUUUUCUAUGGAAUUAUAUUGAUCAACCACAGUCCAAACUAUUAACUAAACUGUCAUAUUUAAACUGUUGAGUCAGUUACUCAUUGUAUUAGUUUUCUUGUUUGGGAUCUUUUGUUAUGUGUAUGGCAGUGAUGGUCAACAGGAGGGGUUAUGUUUCCUGUUACUUUACAUAAUAGUUAGGCUAGCUUAAUUCUGUGAAACCUUCAGAAAAAUUGUGUAACCUUUCAGUUUUAAUAAAACAUCUGUCUACUUGA
Messenger RNA from Nannospalax galili (Upper Galilee mountains blind mole rat), 3432 nucleotides. RefSeq names its product zinc finger protein 706 (gene Znf706). The record is from RefSeq and is a predicted model, not a curated record. Lineage: Eukaryota; Metazoa; Chordata; Mammalia; Rodentia; Spalacidae. The coding region runs from base 281 to 511 and encodes 76 amino acids. The transcript has 4 exons.